Messenger RNA from Lacerta agilis (Sand lizard), 3625 nucleotides. It is a transcript of the gene DUSP9, whose product is annotated as dual specificity phosphatase 9. NCBI's taxonomy places the organism in Eukaryota, Metazoa, Chordata, Lepidosauria, Squamata, Lacertidae. Gene Ontology annotation, biological process: negative regulation of MAPK cascade; protein dephosphorylation. Gene Ontology annotation, molecular function: protein tyrosine/threonine phosphatase activity; MAP kinase tyrosine/serine/threonine phosphatase activity. The record is from RefSeq and is a predicted model, not a curated record. Gene Ontology annotation, cellular component: cytoplasm; cytosol.
GGCGGUGCUCUUGAUAUUUUGGCAGGGUUGGCUUGGGCAGUCUUGACCGCGAAGAUUCUCAUCUUCCAGACCGUGGCUUGCAGCCACAUGGAAGACCUGGGGAAGUCCACGUCGUGGCUGCGGGCUGAGCUGGCCUCCCCGUCUCCGUGCCUCCACAUCCUGGACUGCCGCAGCCGGGAGCUGUACGACUCGUCCAACGUGGAGCGGGCGCUGAGUGUGGCCCGCCGGGGCUGCUUGCUGCGCCGUCUCCUGAAGGGGAAUCUUUGUCGGUCCUUGCUGCCGGGGCCUCCCCAGGCCCUCAGGGAUAGCACGGUGCUCCUGUAUGACGAGGGAACGCUCCAGCUGCCCCCAUCAGGGAGACAGGAGGACGACGAAGGGUCAGUGCUGGUGACGCUGCUGCAGAAGCUGCGGGAGGAAGGUUGCCCCGCCUACUACCUGCAAGGAGGCUUCCAUAAAUUUCAGGCUGAAUGGCCACACCUCUGUGAGACCAACCUGGACACAGCCAGUGCCAGUAGCUCACCUGUGCCCCCUGCAGCUCCUGUGGUGGGACUGGGCGGCCUGAGCCUCAGCUCCGACUGCUCCGAUGCAGAGUCGGGGCCCCUCAGCAGCGGGAUGGAGUCGGAAGGGGCGAGCCCCCCCUCCUUCCCCGUGCAGAUUCUACCCAACCUCUACCUGGGCAGCGCCCGUGACUCUGCCAACAUGGACACCCUGGCCAAGCUGGGCAUCCGCUACAUCCUCAACGUCACCCCCAACCUGCCCAACCUCUUUGAGAAGAACGGCGACUUCCAUUACAAGCAGAUCCCUAUCUCGGACCACUGGAGCCAGAACCUCUCUCAGUUCUUCCCUGAGGCCAUUGAGUUCAUUGAUGAGGCCCUGUCCCGGAACUGCGGCAUUCUGGUGCACUGCUUGGCGGGGAUCAGCCGCUCGGUGACGGUCACUGUAGCCUACCUCAUGCAGAAGCUCAACCUGUCCCUCAACGACGCCUACGAUCUGGUGAAGCGGAAGAAGUCCAACAUCUCGCCCAACUUCAACUUCAUGGGGCAGCUGCUGGACUUUGAGAAGUCGCUGGGGCUCAGCAGGGCCAGCCGGCGCCCCCCCUCUGGCCAGAGCUGCUUCUUCACCUCGCCAACUGACGACAGCGUAUUUGAGCUGGAUCCCACGUAGGGCCAAAACAGGGCGGUGGCCUCUCUUCUUGUCAUCGUCAUUGGCCUCCUCCUCCUCCUCCUCCUCUUCAGUUUUACCUGCCUGCCCUGGUGGCAGAGUCCCUUUGGGGACCAACUGAAUACCUCACGCCAGAGAGGAAGGCACCUCUUACAGCCGCCUUUGUUGCUGUGGAUGCUGCACACCUUCCCAAACAUGCAGCUCAGCUGAUGGGGCCAGAUCAAUAACCAAAGACCCUCCCCGCCCCCACAACCCUUCCGCCUGCCUCUCCAUUCCCCAAGAUCCCUGGACAAAUGUUGAGUGUUUCCUCUGGACACACAGACCGUGUGGUCCAGACCACCCUGUUAGAUUUUAAAAGAUUUGGAAUGGGCCGUUUUCAGGGCUGGAACCUGCUGGUUGCUAAAAUGCCCAUCUUAUAUAGGACGUUUCCUAUUCUACAGCCAUAAUCUAGAAACUGGUUAGGUUGCAGAACUACGGCUCCCAUGAGAAUCCUCCCUCCCCAGGACUUCUGGUUCCAGAGCUACAUCAUUCAGUUUAAGGGGGGAAAUGAGGGAGGGAGAAUAUGAAAGAGAUAAACAAGUCUCCUGUGGCAGUUCUGUAAUGAAUAAAGGGAUAAUCCAGAUUAGAAACCUAUAUCUCAAAAGGUGAAAGGUUCCCCAACUAUCUAUCUUGUUCUUGGUUCUAGAACCAUGAAUCCAGAACAGUGUCACAGCAUGUAUAGUCUCUGAGACUCUAGAAUUGCCUUAAGGAGCCCCUGCCAGGAAUGGUACAAGACACCAAACAAAAGAAUCUACACCCUUUUAAGCCUUUGGCCUCCAGUUCUAGGAAUUAAUCCUAUCAUGCCUGAUGCAAGAACUGCAGCUCUGGAACUGGGACAGUUAAGGAAUCUCUGGGUCAAGAACCUAUGAGCUUUGGAUGCAGAUUCAGAAGCCUGUAUCAUUCAUCGUACCUCAACCAUCAUCUGCCCCACAACUUCCCAUCCCAAAAGCAGGCCAGCCAGCCACUCUGGAAUUAAUCCAGCUAUUUCCGAAAAGCAGAAGGAAAAUGUGUGGGGUCGAAGCUUCGGAGCAGAUUUGCAUCAGGGAGCCUGCUGGAAGACCUAGAUAAUAGGGGGCAUGGUGAUCAGUUCCUGCACAGAGGUGGAGAAAGUGGAGCAGCUCUGAAUUUCAUGUCUGUGUUUGUACAAAUUUUGAAUGUGUGUAUGCCUUAAUGCCUGCUUGUAUGCAACCAGAGCUGUGUAUGUGAGUACUAGACAGUGUCUGCAUAGCCUGCAUGCAGGGCUUAAUUUGUGGCCAGAACAUAGGGCUGAAACUUGCUUUCAGUGUCAGGUGCUCCGUCCAGGCACAAGUUAAGUAGUAACAAAGAAGAGAGUGCCUCUGAGCAUGGGCAGAAAAACAAACAAAGAAGUAGUAGGUAAAUGGGCAGACUGCUGGCCACAGACUGCUCCCCGCAAUAGGCUACAGUUCUUGGGUAAAAGGAUGUGACUUGUAAUAGGCAUGCAACUCAGCACCUCCUUUAAAAAAAAAUGAAUUAAAUUAACCAUUGCCUGUAAGUGAGUGUAGUCAGAUAACAGAUUGUGCCUGUAUGUUCUAAACUAUGUCCAGGGCAUUCUGGUGCCCCCUGCUUAAUGAUGGUUCCCUAGGUUUCUUCACUGUGGAUCUGCUGGGCUGUGUCUCUGCUGCAAUUCCAUAAGUUGUUGGUAUUUUCUGCAGGAUUGGCUUCCUCCUGAUCCCGCCUUCCUGUCUUGAUCUUUUUUUAAAAGCAACUUUCUUAGCCCUUUUGGCUAUGAAGAUAUGCUUAAAAGUGCUUGCAGGCAGUGCUUGCCGAAGUAAUCUCGAGCAGCUGCAGAAUGAGGGGCUCCAGGGGUCAAAGUGGGGUGGGCUUCAGGGUCCUGCAUAGUGGACCUCCCUAUGAUUAGCAAAAGCAGGAUAAAGGAUGCAGAGUUGUAAGCAAAAAUUUGCAGAGUAACGGUGCGAUCUUACAUGUGUCUGCACAGAAUUAAGUCCUAUGAUGUCCGAUGAGACUUAUUCCUAGGUAAAGGUGUAGAGGACUGCAGCUUAGGUUGUGCAAAAUACAAGCAAUUACGCAAAUUCACUCAGCUAGUAUCAUUCAUGUGGGUUGCAGAAUUCAGCUUUGGGUGGGGUGGGGGGGGGGAUUUGGACUGCCUGGACACAACCUUUAAUUUUAUUUGGCUGUAGACUUCAGUCCUGUGUACCUGUAUAUGAAAAAUGCAGGUCUGUCAUUUUCUCUUUCCCUUUUUUCUUCAUGGCAGCUAAGAGAACUGCCUUAGGAUGGUCAUUUUUUAAUAAUAAUAAUAAUAAUUAAUAAUAAUAAUGGUUGGCAGCCUGGUCUUUGUUUUUCAGAUGAAUGUAUAUGGCUCCGGAGCCAACUGCAGAGAUAGGCAAGGACUGUCACUGCAAUGGGCAACACAGUCACUUCAAUAAAAACAGGCCUUUAAACAAUA